Botrytis byssoidea is the source of this 402-nucleotide messenger RNA. RefSeq lists its product as uncharacterized. NCBI's taxonomy places the organism in Eukaryota, Fungi, Ascomycota, Leotiomycetes, Helotiales, Sclerotiniaceae. Bases 1 to 402 code for a protein of 133 amino acids. The record is from RefSeq and is a predicted model, not a curated record. The transcript has a single exon.
AUGCAUAUGCUCAAGAUCACCGCAAUUUUGGCGUUCGCUGCCAGCUUCGCUGCCGCUGCCCCUAGUUCAAGGCUCAACGGGGUUGCAAAGCGCCAAACUACCGAGUUCGGCCCAUACCCUGAGGACGACUAUAAUACAAAACGCCAGACAACCGAGUUUGGUCCUUAUCCUGAGGAUGAUUACAAUACUAAACGCCAAACUACCGAGUUUGGUCCAUACCCAGAAGAUGAUUACAAUACCAAGCGUCAAACCACUGAAUUUGGCCCUUACCCCGAGGAUGAUUACAACACCAAGCGUCAGACCACUGAGUUCGGCCCCUACCCAGAAGAUGAUUACAACACCAAGCGUCAGACCACUGAAUUUGGUCCAUACCCUGAGGAUGACUACAACAACAAGAACUAA